Chinchilla lanigera (long-tailed chinchilla) is the source of this 2326-nucleotide messenger RNA. It is a transcript of the gene Sdr9c7, whose product is annotated as short chain dehydrogenase/reductase family 9C, member 7. NCBI's taxonomy places the organism in Eukaryota, Metazoa, Chordata, Mammalia, Rodentia, Chinchillidae. The transcript has 4 exons. The coding region runs from base 215 to 1156 and encodes 313 amino acids. The record is from RefSeq and is a predicted model, not a curated record. Gene Ontology annotation, molecular function: oxidoreductase activity.
UUCAGGUUGGACUUGAAUUUCUUGCAACUAGGUUAAUUGGUAUAAUGCAUCCACCUAUAAAAAUUACAGGGUGGCUCACUCAAAGGCCCUGAAAUCAGUGGCAAGAAGUGGAAGUUUUCCUUUCCUGCGUGUUCCUGUGGACUGCCAGCUGGACUCUGAGGACCAGCUUCUGCUGCUGUUCCUGAGCCUCAUCCUUCUUGGGCCGCACUGCCCAAUGGCGGCGAUCACGGACUUAGGUUUUAUGUACCGCUGGUUUAAGAACUGUAAUCUUGUUCGCAACCUUUCGGAGAAGUAUGUCUUCAUUACGGGCUGUGACUCUGGCUUUGGGUACACGCUGGCCAAACAGCUGGUUGAACGGGGCAUGCGGGUGCUGGCUGCUUGCCUUACGGAGGAAGGGGCUCAGAAACUGCAGCAGGAUACCUCCUACCGGCUGCAGACGAUCCUGCUGGACAUCACCAAGACUGAGAGCGUCAAGGCUGCGGCCCAGUGGGUGAGGGACCAAGUGGGCGACCAAGGCCUCUGGGCCCUGGUGAACAAUGCUGGUGUGGGCCUGCCCAGUGGCCCCAAUGAAUGGCUGACGAAGGAGGACUUUGUAAAGGUGAUCAAUGUGAACCUGGUGGGAACGAUCGACGUGACCCUCCACAUGCUGCCUAUGGUCAAGAAAGCCCGGGGCAGGGUAGUCAACAUGUCCAGCUCUGGUGGUCGUGUGGCUGUCAUUGGUGGUGGCUACUGUGUCUCCAAGUUUGGCGUUGAGGCCUUCUCUGACAGCAUCAGGCGUGAGAUGCACUACUUUGGGGUGAAGGUCAGCAUCAUUGAGCCGGGGAACUACAAGACAUCCAUUCUGGGAAAGGAGGGCCUUGAUAAAAAACUGGAAAUGCUAUGGGAGCGGCUGCCGCAGGAGACCCGAGAGAGCUAUGGAGAGGAAUACUUCCGCAUCUAUACUUCCAAACUGAACAACAUGAUGCAGCUCGCAAGUCCAAACAUCACUGAUGUCAUCAACAGUAUGGAGCAUGCCAUUGUCUCCCGGACUCCCCGCAUCCGCUACAACCCUGGCCUGGAUGCCAAACUCCUCUACCUCCCCUUGGCAAAGUUGCCCACCCCUGUGACAGAUUUCAUUCUGAGCCGCCACCUUCCAAAGCCAGCAGACAGUGUCUGAGCUGGGGAAGUCCCAGGGGUGGAUGGUGGAAUGCACAGCAUGGGGAGGGAGAAAGCCCUGUGGUCGAGUCAGACAUGCUGGGGAUGGUGGCUACCAAGGACACUGGGUUCAGCUGAUACCGCUGGUGAGAAUGCCUCCUCUCCCCUGCUGGGGACCCCACAGACCUGAGGUGGCCUUUGCAGACUUGAAGACCUACAACACUGCCCCAAGGACAGGCAGGAGACAAAUUUUUCUGGGCCUGGAAAAGUCAAGGAGGGGAAAAUCUGAGUCUCAAGCUGUUACCUCCUCUGGGGAAUACUCUGGGACAAGAAUCUCAGUCUCCUCUCUGUGGGUCUCCAGAUACUCACCAGCCUCAUCCAUACCACCCAUUACUGAAGGAUGCAGUACAGCAGCCAGGAGCUCAAGAGCAUAUUCAACAAUAGUUUAAAAUAGUUUUUCUCUCUACAUUUCUCUAUCCAUAGGUGAUUUGAAUGCACAUGAAAUGACAUUUAUUUAUUUAAUCAGUAUUGCCUAAUUCACCAAAUAUUUAUUGAGUGUCUGCUACCUACCAAGCACUAUGAAUCAGGUGGAGAUAUGAAGAUUAUGAAACCAUUGCCUUGAUCUUUUUAUGAUUUAUUUUGUGUUUUUAUCAUAGCACAACAUCUAUCAGCACAGAUAAAGCAGUGACAGAAAGAAGAGAAACUAGAAAACAAAGUGAGAGGCACGCUGGGGGGUCAUUGUGCAGUAGUAUUCAAACAUAUCAUAUCCUUCACUUAAAUAAAAAUGUAUACUUUUGGGCUCCAGUGUUAGAAAAUAUGAUUCAUUAGACCUUGGGUAGGGCUCAGAAAUAUGUAUUGCAAUAAGGAUCUAGAUGAUUCUGGUGUAUAUACAUACUUGGAAGCCACCGGUAGGUCUAUAGGAGAAGUAGCUACCACUACAGCACCCAUCACUUGCCUCCAGCUUAGUGCCCAAGGCAAAGAACUCAUGUAUUCAGAUUCUCAGAUCAGGUUUUUGGUUUUUUGGGUUUUCUUAGUUAUAAGAGAAUCAAAUUUUGAAAUUGGUAACAUUGUCAAAUAAAGUCACGGAGCUAAACUUUUUAAAAAGAAAUCACCUUAAACUUCUGUUGAAAAGACUUUUGAUCUUGAUGAAUAAUCAUGUAAUAAAGGUAAACAUGAUAUUUUAAAAAUUAAA